AUGUAUGGUGGUGGCGGUUAUUAUGUCCCAUCAACUGUGUGGACAUAUGUGCCUCCUCCUCCUCCUCCGCCGCCUCCACCUCCGCCACCAAUCUACAGCGUCACCUAUCCCAUUCCCAUCUACGGCUACCCCGGAGGAGGCUGCCAUACCUCCAAGACGAACUUCUCGGGUCGUCUCGCCGGCAUUCCCUUUACCGGCAAGGCCUACACGACGGAUUGCUAUUGUUCUGUGGGAGGUAAGGGAAGGGGCUGGUGGUCGGUACUGGGGUGGUGUGACAUCUAUCUGACGAUAGCUAUCACGCUUGGCGCUGCGUCACCUGCGAGGAGGUAUUGA
Akanthomyces muscarius is the source of this 333-nucleotide messenger RNA. RefSeq lists its product as uncharacterized. NCBI's taxonomy places the organism in Eukaryota, Fungi, Ascomycota, Sordariomycetes, Hypocreales, Cordycipitaceae. The record is from RefSeq and is a predicted model, not a curated record. The transcript is spliced from 3 exons. Bases 1 to 333 code for a protein of 110 amino acids.